This is a messenger RNA of Erythranthe guttata (spotted monkey flower), 1014 nucleotides long. RefSeq names its product membrane steroid binding protein 1 (gene MSBP1). Gene Ontology annotation, cellular component: endomembrane system; membrane; endoplasmic reticulum. NCBI's taxonomy places the organism in Eukaryota, Viridiplantae, Streptophyta, Magnoliopsida, Lamiales, Phrymaceae. The record is from RefSeq and is a predicted model, not a curated record.
UCACACACUACGCAGCGUAGUAGAUAAAAAAAAUCACAACCCCCUCCUUCCUUGUUCCCCUCUCUCUCUCUCUCUCUCUCUCUCUCUCUCUCUACUUUCUCUCUCUGAAACAAUGGCCCUUCAAUUGUGGGAGACGCUGAAGGAAUCGAUCACAGUGUACACAGGCCUAUCUCCGGCUACUUUCUUCACUGUUCUCGCUUUAGGACUCACACUUUACUACCUCGUCUCAGCUUUUUUCGGGUCGGUUGACGGCGGCCACAACCAGCAGAGGUCCAGAGCUUUCGAGGAGCCGAUGGAGCCGCUACCUCCUCCGAUUCAGCUCGGCGAGAUCACCGAAGACGAGCUGAAACAGUACGACGGCUCCGAUCCGAAGAAGCCUCUGCUCAUGGCUAUCAAGGCUCAGAUCUAUGACGUGUCUCAGAGCAAGAUGUUUUACGGACCAGGUGGGCCCUACGCACUAUUUGCCGGAAAAGAUGCCAGCAGAGCACUUGCAAAGAUGUCUUUCGAAGACAAAGAUCUAAACGGUGACCUAACUGGGCUGGGCGUUUUCGAGCUCGAAGCUUUGCAAGAUUGGGAAUACAAAUUCAUGAGCAAAUACGUGAAGGUGGGAACUGUCAAGACAGCUGUGCCAGUAACCGAUGAAAGCCAAGCAACCGAAGCUCCUGCAGAAGCUUCUUCCGAUGCUACUAAGCUUCCAGAAGCUUCCGAUGAUGCUGACAUGGCAAAGCCGGCAGAUGAUGGCCCGUAUGAGACUGCUCCAAAAGAAACCGCCGAGGAAACAGCGACGGCCAAUCAUGAUGCAGAGAAAAAGGAGUGAAUUUUCGUCGGCGACUUUUAAACUGCAAAUCGGGAUGGGGAGUUUGCUGCCUUCCUUGGCUCUUGUCUUGUUUUCUGCAUAGUGGCUUAUUUGGAGUUUAUAAUUAACUCUUUGUUAUGUAACAAAUAUUGGUUGAAACUUAUAGUUUUAGCAUUUAAUAAUGACUUGAAGCAUAUGAAGGUGGAUUUUUAUACUUC